This is a messenger RNA of Pseudomassariella vexata, 558 nucleotides long. RefSeq lists its product as uncharacterized. The record is from RefSeq and is a predicted model, not a curated record. Bases 1 to 558 code for a protein of 185 amino acids. Lineage: Eukaryota; Fungi; Ascomycota; Sordariomycetes; Amphisphaeriales; Pseudomassariaceae. The transcript has 4 exons.
AUGAUCGGUCGCACCAUCACCGUCAUCACGCUCUCAGCGUUGACAGUCUCUGCCACGACCAACUUCACCAUUGACCCCACUGAGGUUGCCCUUAGCACGAGAGCCGCGUGGUGUCAAUCGGAGAUCAACGUUUGUAACCAAGUCUGUUCAGAUGCCGCCAGCACCAACGCCUGCGACCCUGAGCUGUUGACGUACGACUGUACUUGUACGGAUGGAACGACGCCCGAUGUUUCCGAAUACAGAUUGUCGCUGCCUUUCUACAUUUGCCAACAAGCCCAAACCGACUGCGUUAACGAGAACGCCGGCAACCUCGAGGGCUUGGAGAACUGCACCACGACCAUUCAAGACAAUUGCGGCACCAAGAACGCCUCCGACGCCACGACUGCGAGUACCACUUCGUCUGCAUCUUCUAGUGCGACUGCUACUGGUGGUGCCGCCACGAGCGCGACCUCCGCUACUGCCUCUGCGACCUCAACGGCCGGUGCUAUGCCCAACAUUCAGCACCUCGGACACGGUGCGGCUGCCGUUGCGUUUGGUUUAUUCGCCUACAUGCUCUAA